AUGAGUGAAAGUAUCCUUUCUGUAAAAAUUCGAGAAGCAACCACGAGGCAGCAACCGAAACCCCAUAUUGCAUACGAAGUAGAAAUUCGCGCAGCAGUUCGUACAUGGGCAGUCUGGAAACGAUUCAGCGAAUUCGAAGAUCUCAACAAAAAGUUUCUUCGACUAUUCCCCAAUCACCCACCCCCCGUCGACCUGCCUGUAAAACACUUUUUCCAGUCGACACUCGGGAACCCGGUGUUAGUGGAGGAACGUAAACGUGGACUCGAAGACUACCUGCAGGCGAUACAGACAGACCCUGAUGACCGGUGGCGCGAGACUGACGAAUGGAAGGAGUUUUUGGCGAUACCGACCGGACGUCCGUUAGAUGCUAGUACAAUGUACACGUCGGAAAGCUGGUUGGACGAGUAUAAUCAGGUGCAGGCUGUUGCUCGCGAUAUACGCACAUUAUUGAACCGUCGUGAGACGCAUAUUUCUAGAAAUGAAGUGCAAGCUUCACAUAAUUGUGGUGUACAAGCAAAGAAAAAUUUAACGACUCUUAAUACACGAGUAAUACAACUUGAUGCCGGUCUGCAAGGUCUAGCAAAAGGUUCUGGCCGAGAUGGACAUGUAAUGCUGGAGGGUGAGCUACGACGAAGAAUGGACAUGUUGAACGAUUUGAAAAAUCAAAAAGAAACUUUGACGAAACUUGUGUUAGCCAAUCGGCCAGACAUCACCAAAUCCUCGUCACAAGCUAGCAACGUUGAUCGUAGUGUACUGUUCCGACAACCAGAAGUAUCAUCCGCUCGCCAACAACUGCCUCGAACUGCUUCCGGUUCAAUUAUGACCAAUAUUACUGCUAGCAGUAAUAGUAGCAUUGUUUCCUCAAAUAGUAAACCCAACGUUUCCUCGAGACGUGUCUUUGGGAAUACGACUGCCAAGAUGCCCAGCGAGACUGAGCAAACACGAGGGCUUGAUAACGAAGGACUGCUGCAAUUGCAACAGCAGACUAUGCAAGAUCAAGAUCUUCAUGUCGAGCAGUUUAGUGCAAUGUUGAGCCGACAAAAGCAUAUUGGAUUAGCUAUUUCGGACGAGUUAGACAUGCAGAAUGGUAUGUUGGAUGAGUUAAACGGUCAAACUGAAAUGAUUGGCGAUAAAUUGCGAUAUAGUCAACGAAAGAUUGCUAAUAUUCAUUGA
Molecule: messenger RNA, 1173 nt
Organism: Ambispora gerdemannii
Lineage: Eukaryota; Fungi; Glomeromycota; Glomeromycetes; Archaeosporales; Ambisporaceae
Source: the annotation of a GenBank genome assembly